Messenger RNA from Mycena citricolor, 5398 nucleotides. Lineage: Eukaryota; Fungi; Basidiomycota; Agaricomycetes; Agaricales; Mycenaceae. The record is from the annotation of a GenBank genome assembly.
UUCCUUUCCAGCGCUUCGAUGUUGACUCGGGUCCAGGAAGCUCAGAAGUCCCGAUUUGAGCAAUUAAACUUACAUAGAGACUUCUCAGCCUUCUUCAACGGUCUUGAUCUCUGCAUCAGUGCUCCUCGGGACCGAUCUCAUCAGGGCGAGCAACAGUGGUGUCCGGGACACACUGCUGAGCCACUCUCAGGACCUCCUCGGGAUUCUCGAAAUCCACUGGCGGAUGAUAUGGCUAGAUCAAACACGGUCUCGAAGGUCCGGCGAAAUUCCCAAGGCACGUGUGGCACCUCAUCAAGGAACUCACGCUCCGCCUGUCGAUGAAACUCUUUAAUGUAUACAGUAGACGCCUUCGCGGGCUCAUCUGACCGCAAAGGUAUAUAAUCCACCGCUUGCGGGGCACGACCUUUUUUCAUUCCCACUCACUAUUCCUUCGAUCCCUUCCGACUUCGUCUCUCAUGAAGUUCGCUCCUGUCGUUUUGGCUUUGGGUCUCGCGGCGUUGGCUCUUGCAGCACCGCCUCCCACAACGACGAUUACAGAAACGUCGCCCACUGCAUCGAUCUCAUCCACUGCAUCGCAGAGCAGCAGCGCCUCGUCCGUCUCUGCCAGCGGAUCGCUCACUUCCGCCUCGCUCUCGAGCGCGUCGUCGCUGCAAUCUUCCUCGUCGAAAUCGAUCUCAGGGAGCAGCCACGUCACCAACACCCCGACGACGGUCAAAACGACUGUGAAGACGAGCACCCCGACUACAACUACUGCACAGCCUUCUACGUCCACCGUUAUUUUCACCAGCGCUAGCUCUAGUACAGCGGUGUCAACGCCCUCUUCGUCGAGCGUGAGCGCCAGCUCGUCAGUUACCCCGACGUCGCCAUCGCUUCCUCCGUCUGUGGUCACCACCGCGCCACCCGGAACCACCGUCUCCCAGAGCUCGAAACCCAACUCCGCCCGGAAAUCUGUCGUGACGGGCUUAGGUUUUGCGAUUGGUGCGGGGAUCAUGGUGGCUGCGCAGCUCAUCUGAGCCGGUUGAUGCACUCUAUUUUUUCCUUGUGGACAUUUGAUUUGUUUCUAGGUAGGUAGACAUUUGUUGUAAACCUGUUGUUAGUGCGACCGUUCAAUGUUCGAUUCCCGCAAGUCGGCCGCGAGUGGAGCUGUUUGAUUCUUGGUGAGAUCAAGCUGAUGGCAUCACGAUCGACUUGGUAUUGCCUCCCUUUGACCCCUUCGGCCGCAAUUUCGAAUUUCACUCUCACAAUGCACAUAUCGCUGUGCAUAUAUUGAGGUCAGCCUGCGGAGGACUUACAUACGGCUCCCCCCACUUGCGGUGGUAGUGCAUCCAAAGUGACAAGACAACUGGCUGGCAGAAACGUGACGCCAGCUUUGGCAGUCAUAUGGCUGGGGCACUAGAGGCGAGCAGAGCACAAAGUUGUGCGCAUAGCCCCGUAAAUUAGGCCUCCCGAGACCCAAAUCUGUGGGCCCGUUUCACGCGUAUCACACUGACUUCCUCCCAGUGAGCCAUCAGGUGGUCACUUGGAAGACACGGAGAUGGCGCUCUCUGCACUGCGCUUGAGCUCCGCUGGGAAAACUACGUAUGCCAAGCCCUACUUAUCUGGCAGAUGGAUUGAAGCCCGAAAUGCCCACUUUGAUGGACGCAAACAGGAGUGGCCGGUCGACGUGCUAGCCGUCAACUGUCGCAUCGCAUCGAACAAGGAGUAGAUAGAUAACUUGUGACGACCAAACAAGGCUACUAGCCCCUUUUCCCUCUCUCCCACUCUGUUGGCCCGGUUUUUGUCUGCAGAUCUUCACAUUCGUUCCUGCUGUUCUGUUUCUUUUUCCGCCGCGGUAAUGCCUGCAGCACCUGGCCUCGACUUUUCGGACGGCGCCAAUCCGGACGAUGUCACCUCUUCGGUACCCCGCAAGAACAAGACCGAGCGGCGGCGACUCCAGGGACUGCAGAUGUCCUUCGCGAACUUGUCCAAGACGAAAGACGCCCCGAUGCACGAUCCCAGCCGGCCUAGGACGUUGAAUGAGAAGAUUAGCCUGUGGCUGAUCAACGAAGGGCGCUCGCGCGUCUUUUUCGCAGUCUUUGUGAUCCUGCAUUUUCUGAUCGCCCUGCUGGGCCUCCUGCACUUUGGGUUGAAGGACAAUUUGACGAGCGCGCGGGCGACCUUUGGGGUGACCUUCAUUAUUGCCAGGGCCUCAGCGCUUGUGCUGCAUGUGGACGUGAUUUUUAUUCUGCUCCCGGUGUGCAGAAACCUCGUCUCGGCUCUGCGCCGCACGCCGCUGGGCGAUGUGAUUCCUUUUGACGAGAGCCUCAGUUUCCACAAGGCAACAGGAUGGGCCAUCGUCAUCGGCAGUGUCGUCCACACAGUUGCGCACGUCGUCAACCUCGUCCACCUCACCAUGGCCGACACCAACGCGCGCACGCUCGGCGCCCGCAUCGGCUUCUUCAUCUCCGCUAACUUUAUCAUCGGACCACUGAUCACUGGGUGGAUCAUGUGGGUCCUCCUUGGCGUCAUGGUGUGGUUCGCGCGCGAGAAACGGAGGACGGCCGCGAACGGGGGCUUCGAGCGAUUCUGGUACACGCACCACCUGUUCAUCCCGUUCUUUGUGCUGUGGCAGCUGCACGGGAUGUUCUGCAUGAUCAAGCCCGACCGCCCGCCGUACUGCUCAGCCAACACGAUCGGGGUCUUCUGGCGGUACUGGCUUGUCGGCGGUGUGAUCUGGAUCGCCGAGCGCAUCCUGCGGGAAGUGCGCUCCCGCCAUGUGACCUACAUCUCGAAGGUGAUCCAGCAUCCGUCGGACGUCAUCGAGCUGCAGAUCAAGAAGGAGAGGACCAAGGCUCGAGCCGGGCAGUAUAUCUAUCUCAACUGUCCUGAGAUCUCGUACUUCCAGUGGCACCCAUUCACGCUCACCAGCGCACCAGAAGAAGAUUACCUCUCAGUGCAUAUCCGCGUCGUCGGCGACUUCACACGAGCGUUGGCCCACGCCGUCGGCUGCCAGCUGGAGAAACAGGGCGGCGCAGAGAGCAAAGUCGUCAGCACGGUCGCCGAUGCGAAGAUGAACCGCGUGCUCCCGCGCGUGAUGGUCGAUGGACCGUUCGGCACCGCCUCGGAGGAGUUUAUGAAUUUUGAGACGGUGCUGCUGGUGGGCGGUGGCAUUGGCGUCACACCUUUUGCAUCGAUACUGAAGUCCAUCUGGUACCGAAUGAACAAUCUCAGUUCCGAGCGGCGCACGCGGCUUUCCAAGGUGUACUUCGUUUGGGUCAUCCGCGACUUCAGCGCCGCCGAGUGGUUCCACUCGCUCCUGCAGGCGCUCGAGGAGCAGGACUCGCAGAACCGCAUCGAGAUCAGCAUCUACCUCACCGGCGGGCUCCGGGAGGACGACAUCCACAACAUCGUCGUGCAGGACGUCGGCGCCGAUCACGACGCCGUCACCACCCUCCGCGCCCCGACACACUACGGCCGCCCAGCGUGGAGCAAGAUCUUUAGCGCGCUCGGACAGAAGCAUCAUGGCUCGGACAUCGGCGUUAUGUAUUGUGGGCCUCCCGCAUUGGCCGGAACGUUGCGGACCAUGUCGAAUGAGCACUCGGAUCCAAGAGGGGCACGGUUUUUCUUUGGAAAAGAGAACUUCUGAGGUCAGGAGAAUGCUGUACAUUAGUUAUUUGUUUGGGGUGCUACGAUCUGGCCUCAACAUAUGAAGUUAUCAGCGCGGAUUAGCCCGCGUAAAAUCAACAAAAGAAAUUGGCCAUCGUGGGGAUCGAACCCAAGACCUUCGCGUUAUUAGCACGACGCUCUAACCAGCUGAGCUAGACGGCCAGUGAACAUGAGGUUCAGGGUAUAUAUAUAAUAGAUCAAUUCAUCGGUAAACCACUUUGAAAAGACCACGUGAGUAAUAAUCCUUUACUUUAAGCAUCACUAGAAAGACCGUCCUUGAUCAGCACCUUAAUAAUGCUAUCCAGUUUCUCCUCGAUCCCUGUCAUCCGUUGCUCCAUCAAGGAGAUCUUCCUAUCCAGCUCUGCCACGCGGGGGUCCUCGUUUGCCCCGCUCUUGACUGAUGAAGGGAUAGGCUCCGGGUCGUGCACGUACACAAGCGGCUCCGACAGCAGAUGGCUGGUGCCUGAGUCCUCUGGGAAGGGCCGCUUGGCCUUGUCGCAUUCAACGCAGACGAAGAUGUCCUCGACGCAGCUGAGGCACACCCACACGGGAAGCGACACUUCCUUGGCACAGCACACACAUUUCGGCUUCUUCUUUUCUACUACGUCCUUCUUUGCUCCAUGACCGGUCUCUGUCUUCGUCUUCGCGCUCUCCGGAGCGUCCAGGUCCUUGAACUGCUUUUUGAUUCGCGCGGCGACGGUCUUAGCUUCGGGCACGAGCCACGCCGUGUCGCCAUCGUGCAGCCGGGGGAUUGUCUUGACCGAGACAUGCGAGGGUGCGUGAGUGAUGUUCUCACCCCAUUUCGCAGGCUUGUCCAUGUCCGGCUCGCAGAAGUCGGCGCAGUUAUAGAAACUGUCGUCCAUGCACUGAACACAGAACAGACGUGAGCCCAUGAUAUGCUUGUGGCACACGUUGCAGUCCCGCUCUUGCUCGACGGCUUCGCUGAGCUCCCGCUCGACGGCGUCGUUGUAGAACCGCGCGUCCGCUGACGUCAGCACCGCCUUGAGAUUCCGCAGCUCGGCCAGGUCGUCGUCCGACAGAGCCGCCCACGGCGUCAGAUCCCGAUCGUUCGCUAUGUCCCGCGUCAUCAGGUGGAUGAAACGUCGGCGCUCGGCGAAGCGCGCUUUCAGCCAGCGCCAUGACAUGUUCCUGCGUUGAACUUGGUCCAGGACGGCGCUGAUCGCAAAGUGCCAGCGGGCGACAGCGCGGUUCUCGGCAGUUGGAGAGGGCCGGAAACGAUAUGAUUCGGCGGACGUUCGGUGGAAGAUGAAUGUAUUGGUAUUCGCGUCGGAUUCAGAAUCAGAGUCUUCGUCGUUGUCGGAUCCUUGAUCUGCGUCCUUUUCCUCUUCGUCACUGUCAUCGCUGGAAUCGCUGUCCCAGUCCGACCCGGCAUCAUCCUCGACCAGAUGUCCCGCAAUCGUGUCUGAUUCUGGGUCGUAAUGGCCACUGCACGCGGCGGAAUACCCAUCCGGCCACGAAAUGGUCAGCGUCAGCUCGGUCUUGAAACCUUCGCCGGGGGUGACAGAGCCAGACACUUCUAAGAGGUCAACGAAGUUCUCGCCCGCGCCCGACAGUGUGUUGUCUGUGCCCACGGACAGGACGAGGGAGAUGGUGCCCUCAUCAGCAUGUCCGUCGUACAGGAGGUGCCCGGUCCAUCGACCGGCAAGGGCGAGAUGAUCUCCAGCUUCUGCGGGAGGGUCAGGGUGUUUGAGAUGGAAGUCGUACGCAUCGUCGACCCCAUCUGCGGUUGGAU